CGUCGACUACAUUUCCCACUAUCACUUGCGGUCGUGUCGCUAUGUGAGCUGUUUUCGCUCUCUGAGCACUUCUUUACCUUUAACUGACUUAGAUUGUGUUUUGGAGUGAUGCCGCGCGGCAUCGCUUGGCUCAAAAUGAGUUUUAUACUUUGUUAAUUAUUGCUUUUGUCAACAUUACAAGGCGCCGGUUCAGAUGAAAUGGAGAUAACGCGUAGCAGACCGUCUUUGUAUGGAGACAUAGCUCAUGGUCUUGGGUUCUGGACGGACCGGACUGCGGUCCAUGAAGCGGCCGCGCAAGGAAGGGCGGUCCAGCUGCAGCAGCUCAUUGAAAAUGGUGCGACUGUGAACAUGGUGGCAGUCGACUCCAUCACACCGUUACACGAAGCGUGCAUACAGGGCCACACCCAGUGCGUCAGAUUACUGCUGGGUGCCGGGGCACAGGUGGAUGCUCGUAACAUAGACGGAAGCACGCCGCUGUGUGAUGCCUGUGCUGCAGGCAGUUUGGAGUGUGUCAAGCUGCUGCUAGAGUACGGAGCAACUGUCAAUCCCCCGCUGUUUACCUUCUCACCGCUUCAUGAGGCAUGCAUGGGAGGCAAUUCCGAUUGUGUCCAGCUAAUGAUCGACCAAGGAGCCUACAUGGAGGCUCAUGACUGCCAUUACGGCACGCCACUCCAUGUCGCCUGUGCCAGGCAACAUUACGCCUGCGCUAAAGUUCUUCUCAAUUCUGGUGCAAACGUGAAUGCCGCCAAGCUGCAUGAGACAGCCCUCCAUCAUGCGACCAAAGCAAGGAACGUCCAUUUGAUUGAGCUGCUUGUGGAGUUUGGCGCCAACUUGUACGCCAGAGACAACCUGAACAAGAAGCCCAUCCAGUACACCAGUUUAGGAUCGCCUUCCUACCUUUGCUGUCAGUUUUAUGAAAACACACCCCUCAGUCUCCAGCAGAUUAGCCGGCUGGCUUUGAGGAGGAUCCUGGGCGUGAGGGCGCUGGAUGUUUUCUCCAAGUUAGGUCUGCCCAAUCUCAUCAUUAGUUUUCUAUCAUACAUGCCGCCUCCCGUUUUUGAAAUGUAAUCAAUUGGUCUGAGAGGUGACGAUGGCAACACGUUUAGUGUAUGACUACUGUAUAUACAGUAUGCUUGAUUGUACAUUUGUAAAUUCUCUAUGUAACUUGUGUAAAUAAACAGACCUUCUACAGGAUGGUUAUUAUAAAGAUUUACUUAUUUGUGUCCUAAACUGCAUAAAUGGAAAGAAAUACAAUUACUGCCAAUCUCUGCUUUAUAAAGGGCAACAAUUCUCUAAAGCAGUGGUCACCAACCUUUUGGAGGCCAAGAUCCCUGGUCUCGUGGGUGAACCUGUGCAAGAACUACCUCUGCACUCUCCACCCAGUACACAAGCUAGUAACCAAGCAUUUUGGCUUUACAGUGUGUAACAAAAACUGCAUUUUCACGAUGGAUGGAUGG
Messenger RNA from Doryrhamphus excisus (bluestripe pipefish), 1457 nucleotides. RefSeq names its product ankyrin repeat and SOCS box protein 13. Gene Ontology annotation, biological process: positive regulation of protein catabolic process; protein ubiquitination; intracellular signal transduction. The record is from RefSeq and is a predicted model, not a curated record. Gene Ontology annotation, molecular function: protein binding. Lineage: Eukaryota; Metazoa; Chordata; Actinopteri; Syngnathiformes; Syngnathidae.